This is a messenger RNA of Dovyalis caffra, 402 nucleotides long. NCBI's taxonomy places the organism in Eukaryota, Viridiplantae, Streptophyta, Magnoliopsida, Malpighiales, Salicaceae. The record is from the annotation of a GenBank genome assembly.
AUGAGGAGAGAAAUGCCAAAACACAAGAUCAAGUACGAGCAUGAUGAUAGUGAAGAUGUCAGAACACAAAACGGAGGAGACCAGACAGGGUUGGCAAAAAACCAACGAGACUGCAAUGAUGGUACUUCUGAUAUUGAAUAUGCCAAUUGUAAGCCAUUUUUACCAUCUGAGGCUAUCAGUUGCAGUGUUGCUGCUGAGCUGUUCAAGUGUUUGAAAGUUGAUAUCCAAGAAGAGAAAAUUAGAAAAACUAUCUAUCCAAGUUCAAGGCAUUUCGAUCUAGAGGCUCACAGGAGAAAAUGGUUUGGCAGGGAAUUUUUUGGAAAAGAUGAAAUGGACGAAGAGAAGUUUUUCCGCUUGUUUCUAGGGAAAAAGAAACGAAGAGCAGCUAAAGAUUCUGGCUAA